Molecule: messenger RNA, 2125 nt
Organism: Gavialis gangeticus (Gharial)
Lineage: Eukaryota; Metazoa; Chordata; Crocodylia; Gavialidae
Gene: CABP7
Product: calcium binding protein 7
Exons: 5
Coding region: 1-561 (186 amino acids)
Molecular function (GO): calcium ion binding
Source: RefSeq, a predicted model, not a curated record
AUGGCUCAUUCUGCACAGAAAGAAAUCCGGGAAGCUUUCAAGGUGUUCGACCGUGAUGGGAAUGGCUUCAUCUCCAAGCAGGAGCUGGGCACAGCCAUGAGGUCUCUGGGCUACAUGCCCAAUGAGGUGGAGCUGGAGGUCAUCAUCCAGCGGCUGGAUAUGGAUGGGGAUGGGCAGGUGGAUUUUGAGGAGUUUGUGACGUUACUGGGUCCCAAGCUCUCCACCUCGGGGAUCCCCGAGAAGUUCCACGGCACAGACUUCGACACUGUCUUCUGGAAGUGCGACAUGCAGAAACUGACAGUUGACGAGCUGAAGAGGCUGUUGUAUGACACCUUCUGCGAGCAUCUGUCCAUGAAGGACAUUGAGAACAUCAUCAUGACUGAAGAGGAGAGCCACAUGGGCAAUGCUGAGGAAUGCCCCGUUGAUGUAGAGACCUGUUCAAACCAGCAGAUCAGGCAGACGUGUGUCCGGAAGAGCCUCAUCUGUGCUUUUGCUAUCGCUUUCAUCAUCAGCGUCAUGCUGAUCGCCGCCAACCAGGUGCUGCGGAGUGGGAUGAAGUAGCUCAGACAGAGAGACCGUCAGCCAGAAGAACAAACACAGAGAUACCUAUAUAAAUAUAAAUAUAUAUAUAUAUACACACAUAUAUAUAUAUAUAUAUAAAAAAUAUAUAUAAUCUAUACACCACGGGGGGAGAAAGCAAACUGUUUUCCUCCAUGGCACACGUCUUGGGGACACCCACCGGCUCCUCACUGACAUCCUUUGUUUCCCUCCUCCGACUCCGCCUCUGAUGGGAAUGCCCUUCCUGGAGACAGGGCCCUUUGUCUGCAAAUCACCUGCCUUGCCCUGGGGCUGGAGAGGUCACCUGGAUUCGCAUGGCUGUUUGCAGAACAUUUAAACUAAAAGUGCAUGCAACGUGCAUGGACCCCCCUCCUGUCUGAGUGAUGCAAUAGCGUGUGCUUUUAUAACUGGGUACUAGGAUCCUAUCAGAUAUAUAAUAUAUUCUAUAUCUCUAUAUUUAUGAUAAACCAAAUCGUCCCUUAAGCAAUACACACUCGUCAAGAUUUUCUAUUGGAGAUUUGGGUGUUGCAUGGACCUCAGUAACAAGGGCUGGAUUCCACCACUUGCUGAAGCAUCACCACCCCAGAACCACCUCCAUGCUUCUAACCUCCUCCUAGCAGGCUCCUUCCCAGAAAUUCACACUCUUCACCAUAUCUACCCCCAUCCUGUCAUUAAGCCUGCUCUGUGCAAACCAGGGUAUGCUGCCAGUGGAAGGAGACAGCAAUCGCUGCUGGUUUAUAGUCUAUUCUGUAUUGUCUAGUCUGUAUUGCAGCUCAGUCCCUGCUGUCAUCAGAGAACCCACACAUGGGACAUUCCCUAGCUAUUCUUACCAGGUGUGACUGGUGCUUGAUGGGCAUCAAAGCACCCUGGAGGAGUUCACAGCAGGUGUGACUCACCUGAUUUUGGCCUUGGAAGCACCCCUCUGACUCAAGACCUCACUGUCUCUUGGGUAUGGUCAUCAUCACUGUCACUAGAAGCAGUGCCCAAUCCAUCGUACAUUCCAGAGAGGCAGCGUGGACCACUGAGCAGAGGACUAGAGUGGGACUUAGGGCACCUGGGUUCUCUUCCUGCUUCUGCCACGGACCUGCUGGAGGACCCUGGGCAAGUCCCUUCCCCUCUCUGUGCCUCAGUUUCCCCAUCGUAAAAUGGGGGUGAUGAUACUGACCUCUGUUGUAAAGCACUUUGAGAUCUACAGUUGAUAAGAGGUGGGUUAUUAACCAGCAGGAACUGCUGGACCCCACUGCUAUUAAUCAGCCAUCCCCAAAGGUUGCUGGCUAUAAGCUGCCUUUGAGCGCUGCUCCACCCCAGUUCCAGAGACGGCUGCCACCUCUCUGGUCUGGUAAAUGAAUGUCCUGAGGGAGCACUUCUGAACUGCCCUAUACCCACACACACUCACCCUGGCUCCCAUCACCUGUACCUGCUCCCUGCCCAUAUCUGUAUCUGAACACUGUACAUGCUCACACACCCUCUAGCCUGUAUGUAGCAUCCACCUGUUCAUCAGACUGGUUUGGAUUUUGGUUUUUCAUUUUUUUCCCCCAACCCAAAUAAAAAUGUAAUUUAUAAACUG